This is a messenger RNA of Zalophus californianus (California sea lion), 628 nucleotides long. Its product is annotated as C-type lectin domain family 2 member D-like. The transcript has 6 exons. Bases 89 to 628 code for a protein of 179 amino acids. Lineage: Eukaryota; Metazoa; Chordata; Mammalia; Carnivora; Otariidae. The record is from RefSeq and is a predicted model, not a curated record.
UGACACUAAAUCCAACUGUGGGCAGGGAUCUUGAAUCCCGUGCAUUCCCUACAACCAAUCUGUAUUUUCGCUUUGCCAAAGAGGAGACAUGGAUGAUGACACAACACUGACAAACUCAGUAGAUUCCCAGUCUUCAGGAGAUGUUAUCACUUUCAACCUUACUGGAAAGUCACAAGAACCCUCAAAAAGGCAUAAAAAGAGACUUUGUAUCUCUAAAAUUAUCACCACUGUCAUCUUCUUCCUGGUGAUUUUGAUAACUACACUGGCCUCAAUUUUAUCAGUCAAAAAAGACAAAUCUUCCACUGAAUGUAUGCCAUGCUUGAAUGGCUGGAUUGGUUACCUGGGAAAGUGCUUCUAUUUUUCUGAAAAUACAAGAACCUGGGCAGCAAGCCAGAACUUCUGUGCGUCUCAUGCAGCCACUCUUGCUGUCUUCAACACCACAAAAGAACUGGAUUUCCUGAAACGAUAUUCUGACCAUUCUCAAUAUUGGAUUGGACUGGGUCGAGAACCAGGACAGACCUGGAAAUGGAUAGAUGGAACCAUAUACAGUGGUUGGUUUAAAAUAAUUGGAAUCGGAGAAUGCGCCUAUCUACACAAAAUUGGGAUUAGCAGUGCCAGUAAGCUUUAA